This is a messenger RNA of Amoebophrya sp. A25, 384 nucleotides long. The record is from the annotation of a GenBank genome assembly. Lineage: Eukaryota; Dinophyceae; Syndiniales; Amoebophryaceae.
AUGAUGAAGACUCGGAUUUGGAUGCUACUAGCGAUGACGAGGUUGUCACCUCUCGUAAUCGUGAUGCUGACAGUGAGGACAGUGACCAGCAGUCCACGACGUCCGAUAGUACAACCACUUUUGCAGGAGACGAUGAUGCGGAUGGUGAUUCUUCAACGAGCAGAAAAAAAGAGGGGGGUCGAACAGACCGCAAACACGACGUGUUGCGUGACGACGACGACGCGAAUAACAAGGAGCCGGCGCUCCCAGCUCGCUUGUGGACUGCGACCGAGCAAAUUUUGGGUAUCUACAGCCCACCUUCUGGAUCACCGAGUUAUAUUCCUGAAGAAUCAUGGCGGAACCUGGGAUUGGCAACGUGGUGGGCUGAUACCGAAGCAAAUCUGA